Messenger RNA from Stegastes partitus (bicolor damselfish), 1188 nucleotides. RefSeq names its product spectrin beta chain, non-erythrocytic 1-like. The coding region runs from base 460 to 1188 and encodes 242 amino acids. The record is from RefSeq and is a predicted model, not a curated record. Gene Ontology annotation, molecular function: protein binding. The transcript has 6 exons. Lineage: Eukaryota; Metazoa; Chordata; Actinopteri; Pomacentridae.
UGAGCGGGUUUUUUACUGUUAUGACUUUUUCCAACAGAAGCUUCUCACUUUGCCUCCAACACAAGCCGCUCUUCUCCAGCGGCAUCGUCUGGAAGCUCCUUGUCUGGUUUUUCUGACGAAGCUUGGUCUGAGUUCACCUUUUUGAAAAUCUGCUUUUUGCCGCGUAAAGGAAGGAGUUUGUUUGCGUUUGUUUGAAGAUAAAACCGGCUGCUAGAGGAGUUUUUGUUCUGGUGAAUUUCAGUGCAGUUGGAAGAAGGUCUUGGUUUGUUUGGAGGAGCAGCUUCUGCUUCUGGGACGUCUGUGAAACGUCAGUGGACUUUGGUGCACAGCUUUCUGCAGAUUUCUUGUGUUUUUUGGAGACUGAGACGAUGAUCCAGAUGUUCUGUGUCGGUUAAUGUGCAGCAGGUUUUCCUCGUCAGGACUUUGUUCAGUGGAGAUAAACGUGGACUCUCAGGUGUGAUGGAGGAGGAGUGGGCGUCGGCCGAUCCCGCUCACCUGCAGGUCAGCUACAACCAGCUGGAGGGUCGGUUCAAACAGCUGCAAGAUGAGCGGGAGGCGGUGCAGAAGAAGACCUUCACCAAGUGGGUGAACUCCCACCUGUCCAGGGUGUCCUGCAGGAUCACUGACCUCUACAUGGACCUGAGGGACGGACGCAUGCUGAUCAAGCUGCUGGAGGUUCUGUCUGGAGAGAGACUGCCGAAGCCCACCAAAGGCCGGAUGCGUAUUCACUGCCUGGAGAACGUGGACAAAGCCCUGCAGUUCCUGAAGGAGCAGCGGGUUCACCUGGAGAACAUGGGCUCCCAUGACAUCGUGGACGGAAACCACCGCCUGACGCUGGGCCUCAUCUGGACCAUCAUCCUCCGCUUCCAGAUCCAGGACAUCAGUGUGGAGACUGAAGACAACAAAGAGAAGCGAUCAGCCAAAGACGCCCUGCUGCUGUGGUGUCAGAUGAAGACGGCGGGGUAUCCCAACGUAAACAUCCACAACUUCACCACCAGCUGGAGAGACGGCAUGGCCUUCAACGCCCUGAUCCACAAGCACAGGCCGGACCUGAUCGACUUCGACAAACUGAAGAAGUCCAACGCUCACUACAACCUGCAGAACGCCUUCAACCUGGCGGAGCAGCACCUGGGCCUCACCAAGCUGCUGGACCCAGAGGGUACCGAGCACUUCAACCAGUAUAACUGA